CAGAAGCCAUAUAGAAAUAAUAGAAAAGAUCUGAGAAGGAUUCUUAAGAUAAUGCUUGUGAUGAAUAACAUUACUUCAUUCUUCAAUUUCUUAAAAAUCAAGCAUGGAAAUGUUUAGGAAGAAAAUUAAUGCAUCGUUAGAUUCUUGAAAGAAGAGCCUUCCUGAUGGGACCACUUUCAAGGGAGGAGUGAAAAGCGGAUUCACAAAGUACCAGCAUUGCGCUUUUAAGGAAAUUUAUGUACUUGAUGGAGAUGGAAAAAGAUGGGAAAAAAAAGUUGGUUUCCUGGAGGAAGGUGAAGACAACGAGUAUUUAGUGGAACUUUAUUACCUUGGAACCAUGUUCUGAGUACUCCUCCUUAGAUGUCUUUCGUAAAUAUUCUCUAUAUCAACAGAGCGAUACGAUUGAAAAUUUGUUUCAUCAAACAAUAUUUGCUGGAAGAAGCCUGCUUUGAAUGUAAUACUUUGCAUUGUUUCAGUUUAUAAGAAAAAGCUAGUGACUUCUACAUGGUAUUUAUUAACUCUGCAUCUCAAUUGAGCUAAAGCAAUCUAGUCUUUGAAGUGAAUAGAAACAGAGCCCUCUUGGAUACUUUUAUUGAACAUGACUCAUGGAGAAGAGCUUGGCUCUGAGAUGCACCAGGAUUCUGUUGUUCUAACUUACCUAGAGGGAUUACUAAUGCAUCAAGCAGCAGGAGGCUCAGGUACUGCCGUUGACAAAAAGUCCACUGGGCAUAGUGGAGAGGAUCAAAACUUUAAGAUUUCUGGAAAUAUAUUUCCCAGCUGCCAAAGUAAUGGUCAAGCUCUUAACACAAAUACAUAUCAGGGAUCUGGCAUGCUGCAUCUCAAAAAAGCUAGACUGUUGCAGUCUUCUGAAGACUGGAAUGCAGCAAAGAGAAGACGGUUGUCUGAUUCCAUUGUGGAUUUAAAUGGGAAAAAGGAAGCUUUGUUAGCUGGCAUGGUUGAAAAUGUGCCUAAAGGCAAACAGGAUAGCACAUUACUUGCCUCUUUGCUUCAGUCGUUCAGCUCUAGGCUGCAGAGUGUUGCUCUGUCACAACAGAUUAGGCAGAGCCUUAAGGAGCAAGGGUAUUCCCUUAGCCAUGAUUCUUUACAAGUGGAGAAAGAUUUAAGAUGUUACGGAGUUGCAUCUAGUCACUUGAAGACUCUGCUGAAGAAGAGCAAAGCAAAAGACCAGAAGCUGGACAACAGCCUGCCUGAUAUAACAAAGAACCUGCCCAAAGAUAGGUUUAUAGAAUCUCCUCAUGCAGUACAGAGUGGACCUAAAGUGAUAAAUGAGCCACUGUCAUGUGCUGCAAGAUUACAAGCUGUUGCAAGCAUGGUAGAGAAACGAUCUAGUCCUGCAGCUUCACCUAAGCCCAGUGUAGCAUGCAGCCAGCUAGCUUUACUUCUUUCAAGUGAAGCUCAUUUGCAGCAGUAUUCCAGGGAACAUGCUUUAAAAGCACAAAAUGCAAAUCAGAUAGCAAGUGAGAGACUUGCAGCUAUGGCCAGAUUACAAGAAAGUGCCCAGAAAGACAUUGGCCAGUUCAGCUUAUCAAAAGGAAUGACAAGCCAUCUCAAUGGUCAAACAAGAUCAUCAACCAAAACGGUAUCUAGCAAAAGCAAUAUGGCACCAUUUCAGAGUUCAGCAGGAAUCAUGCAUUCGCCUCCCAAAAAUGUGGGAUACAAAAAUACUUUGGAAAGGAGUAACUUGAAAACCUCUCCCAACAACAGCUUGCUCUUACAUCUCCUGAAAAGCCAGAAUACCACCAAACAAGCAAAAGGGCAUGAACAGAGUGAGAGAGCCAGCAUUUUUGAAGACAGUAGCACACCAACAACUAUUGAUGAGUAUUCAGACAACAAUCCUAGUUUUACAGAAGAUGACAGCAGUGAUGAUGAAAGUUCCCAUUCUAACUGUCUUCCUAUAGACUUAUCCUUUAAACAGAGGACAGACAAACUGGACGCAGGUGCACCUGCAUCACUGGAUAACCUGACUCAAUCAUUGCUUCAUAACUGGGAUCCAAAAGUUCCUUGUCCAGAGAACAAGGAAGACAAAGACACUCCGAAGGCUUCUAAGCUGAAUCCCCAUCAGAAAGUAACACUGCUUCAGUUGUUACUUGGACAUAAGAGUGAAGAAAAGAUAGACAAAUGUAAUGACCCUCAGGGACCACACAGUGCAGCUGAUGUGGCAAAAUUCACUGUACAGACUGGUAAAAGGACUCCUGUUACUGACAGUCCCAGUACAAAUCGAAUGACUCCAUUAAGCACUCCACCUUUGCUUGCUUCUACAAAAGCAGACUCUCCUAUAAAUCUCUCGCAUCAGUCAUCUUUAGCCAUGAAGCGUAGUUCACCACCGUAUGCCUGCAGCAUCCAGCCAGAUAGGCUGGUUAAUCCUGCAUCUAAACAUUUGAUAGACCUAUCUAAAAGCAAAGAAAUUCAAGGAGCUAAGCUGGCCAGGAAUGAUAGCCCACAGAAUUCUUCAGCUUUCAGUGCCAGCAAGCUGUUGCAGAAUCUCGCUCAGUGUGGUAUGCAGACUUCUAUGGCAAGCGAAGAACAAAGAACCAGCAAACAACUGCUAGCGGUGAACCUAGAGAAACCUGUAGGCUUGAUUGAUAGAUUGAACAGCCCUCUGCUUACAAAUAAACUGAGCACGCAUGAAGAAAAUAACAAAAUAUUCAGUUGUCAGCCUGCACCCACUGAACAAGGACUUCCAGGUUCAGAAAUAGAAAAUCUCCUUGAAAGGCGCACUGUCCUUCAGCUGCUUCUGGGCACUCCGAAUAAAGGUAAAAGUGAAAAGAAAGAGAAGGUGCUUUUAAGAGAUGAAAGUUCUCAAGAACAGACAGAUAAGGCUUUGAAUGAGCAAAUAUUGACAGUGAAAAUAAAAACUGAACCUUCUGAAGAAUCAAAUGUUCCUUACAAUUCAAAUGCACAACAAAUAAGAGAGUGCAAAGGUAACAAAUUUCAAGGAUUUGUUCAUUCACUGCAGAGAAACACAGCUGCUUCUCCAGCUUCUGAGGACUUGAAAUCUGAGCCUCUUUCACCUCAAGAUUUCUCUUUUUCCAAAAACGGCCUGCUAAGUAGAUUGCUGAGACAGAAUCAAGACAGUUACUCUGCAGAUGAGCUGGACAGAAGUCACCGAAACAAUGAGCUGACACAUCUUGAAUCAAAGAGUCUUUGCACAGUACCGAAGAAGAGGAAACUUCAUGCUGAGCCUUCGGAAAGCCCAUUAAAAAAGAUGAAAAGUAAUGUGUCUGAUGCUGCAAACAAUCACGCUUCUCCGACAGAGGCACUCUAUGGGCCUUUGCUUAACCAGCAAGAACUGAAAUUCAACAGAAGCAAUAUUGAAUUUAAGUACGCUGUAGGACAUGGUUCAAAUAAUGAAAGUGAAAAUAGGAGUUGGUCUAGAGAUAGUAAAGGCUUUAAUGUGUUGAAACAGCUGCUUCUGUCAGAAAGCUGUGAUAGAGAUCUGUCACAACAUAGGAAUAACAUACUAACUGAGGGCAAGAAAAGAAACAAAAACCAUGCAACAACUAAUAAACCUGAAUUCAGCAUUUCUUCAGUAAAUGCAUUGAUGGGAAGUCCUGUGCAACAGAACAAUUGCAUAGAUCAUAGAACAUUUCAGUAUCCAGUAGCAGUAAGAAGUCCUGCCAGUUCCCCCUUCCCUGAACAUUUGGGGAAUACAGUAUCUAGACCUGAAUCUGACCAGUUUAGUGUGUGUCCCAUGCCCGGUGAAAAAGGUCCCAUCAGAUGGGUUAUCACAGGUGUGGACAAGAAUGAUUAUGAAAAAGAAUCUCCAAGACUGACCAAAACCAAUCCAAUAUUGUAUUACAUGUUACAGAAAGGUGGCAACUCUGUUGGCAGCCAAGAAGCACAUGACAAAGACAUUUGGAAUGAACCUUCAUUUACUGAUAGUUCAACUCGUAUUACAAUUAAAGAAGAGUUAACAUCUGAUGCAGAGCUUAAAAAUCCUUUUAACAGCUUACGAAGCCCUUACAACAGCCAUAUGGGGAAUAAGACCUCUCAUCAGCAUAGUGUGAAUGGAGAAGUGCAUGGACUUUUGGAAAAAGUGCUAACAAUCAAAAAAGAGCCAGAAUAAAAUACAGUCUCCCAAUGAGUUUACAAUCAGUAGUUUUGAAUCUUUGUUUAAAAAAAAAAAAAAAAGAAAGAAAGAAAAAAAAAAAUAAAAGAGUACGAACUUGAAUACUGUAUAAAUUGAGCAUGAUUUGAGAAAAGCAUGGUCUAAUUGAAAUGUUUUCAUUUGAUAAACUUUUUAUUUUUCUGCUGAUGUUAUUUAAAAUACAUGUAGAUAAAAAUUGCUUUAUAAGAUUGUCACAAGGAAACUAGAAAGGUUGUAAUUUGUAUGAGACAUUACUCAUAACUUAAUCUGAUGCAUACAGAACUCUUUGAUCAGAGUCUUACUUAGAUCUGCAAGUCUUUGGCAUAACAUAAAGUGUAAGCGUACAGCCUAGGUGGUGGUAAUGCUGCGUUUCCUCCCUCCCAUGUAAAAUAAUCCUUCUUUUUUGGGGGGAAGCCUAAGCAUGGAGACAGUGUACUUUUUUUGAAUGUUUAAUAUGUUUUGUGAAAUUUUAAGAAUAACUUUCAAGAAAUGGAGCAGUCUGUCCAAGGUAUUGGAAAACCUAUGUCAGUGUUAAUAAUUACAUUUCAGUGCAUUUCAAUUUUUAGUGCUUCCAAAAUUUUUUUUAUUGUUAUUUUAAAAUCUUGUUUGUGGUCCUUUCAGAAUAGUGGUGUAAGAUCUACAUUUUCUCACCCUGCUUUUGAAAAAUGCCUUCCUCAGAAUCUUUAGCUGUAGUUAUAAAUUCUUAGGAUCAAAAUUUUUCCUAGGUUUAUAUAAAAACAGUAGAUUUUCAUGUACCAUGCAAGUACUGCAUAAGUCUUUUGUUAGUGUGUUCCUGUCCCUUCCCUGCUCAAAAGGGGAAAGUCAAAACGUCUCUUGGAGUACUAAGAUGAAAAAAGGCUGUGACAUUUAGUGAGAAAAAUGGUGGAAAGUUGUGAAUCAGAUAACCAGAAUUAUUUGCUUAGCACCGUCUUGCUUCCUUUAUAGAAGAAUACCAACUGCACUAAAGUGGCACAUCUGACACUCAAAUAUGGAAUAGGAUUUUACUGAAAAAUGUGGUGGCUUCUCCCUACAACUAGGAAAAAGAAUCCAUAUUGUGCCAAUACUUAUUACUCUCUAAACAGCUGAUACAUGGUUUAAUGCAGUACGCUUUCAUUGUAGAAAACCUGCUUUUAGAAUAUUUUUUUCAGGUUGUGCCAAAGAUAAAACUGUAUUUUUUUUCAUGUUCUGUAAUGGAUAGUGGGAUAUGUCACAGAAAUGUCCCCCUGCCUUUUUCCUCAAUCCCCACCUGUGCUGUGAUUUGCAACAUCGGCAAUAUCAAUCUGAGCUGGAAGUAACUGAAUAUUGCAGUCAAAACGGAAACACCGUAAAAGAAUUGCUGACUCGGGAGAGCCACGCAGCACUGCUUUCCCUGGAGCUGGUGUUCUCUCUGUGCAGAGACCUUAGUUCUCGUGGGGGAGGGGGAAAACAAAAUGCAGUUCCUCUAAAUUAUACUCAUUAUUAGUAACCGUAGGUUUUGUUGAACUUUGGUUUACCCCUCUAAAACAAAAGAAAAAUGUUCUCUGCAGCUUCAGACUUUACUGAUGGUCCCCAGUGUUAUCAGAAAAUGGUUAAGUAUUUGGUCUGUGCAGAUGCUGUUUUUUUUUUCUUUUUUUUAAUUUUGAUUUUUUUUUUCACCACUGAGUGCUGAUGAUGUGACGAACUUUGCUGUUUCUGUUCCUCUCACGUUUGCAUAGGAGAGAUGAGUGAUGGGGCAUUUUGCUCUUUUUCUUCCUGGUUUCAUUUCACAGAUCCUUUUCCCAGACUGCUGGCUUGUCUAGACAGAGCAAGCUUUUUUUCUCCCAUGUCAUGCCCUGCCCCCAGUCUGGAAUUGGUUUGCUGCCUUUCUAUUGCAGUCCCUCUGAAAGGGACUUCUCCCAUCUGCCAGCUGGCAAAUGCACCACUAUUCUGUUUUGUCCCCCUGGGGAAUACCUUCUUUUAGGGAACACAGGCAUUUGGCAGUAUCUAAUAUAAAACAUUCCCCUUGGUUUAUAUGAGAAAUAACAGAGCAAUUUAAAGAUAUAUUUUUAUGUUAUUUGGGUGAAGCAUAAUAUAUUAAUGGGCUGUACAAAGAAGAUUUAUAUUUUAAAACCUUCACACAAAUUUAAUGUCAUUUUAAAUGUCAUUGUCAGAAGAAUAAUAUAAAAAUAAUUUUGUUUGUCUUUAAUAUUUGCAUUUAUAAGUGGCCCAAUGACAAUUCAAAUGUGUCAUAGAAUAAUCAUUAAUGAGAUAAAGUAUAUUUUAGAUUGACAGUGGAAAUGAAUUCUUUUUAUAUGAGUCAACCCAACAUAAAUAUUAAAGUUGGUAUUUGUUCCAUCCAUUAGAUGGCUCUUAAAAGUCUUAAUUGAUUAUUUUUCUUAAAACAACAUGUAUAUAGUUAGCAAAUAUAUACAAUAUAGAAUAAUAGAUGGUCCCCAGAAUAAAUACAUGGCUAUAAUUUAUGUGAAGUCUCCACAGAAAAAGCAGCAUGACUGAAUGUGGAAUUAAGUGGUUGGGAAACUUUCCAGCAAAACAAAAUUCAGCUGAAAAGCAGAGAACAUCAUCUAACUAACCCUAACAAAAAGUAAUACUGGAGUCCUAGGAGUGUGCUUAUCCAUGUAUUUAUUCUGUGGUAGUCUAUUGUUAUAAUAUAUACUUUUGAACAUUUAGUUUUUAAAGUUUUAUAAAACAUUUUAAGUUAAAAUGUUAAUUGCCAAACAGUUUUAUCAGUUAAGUUUAGCUUUCCUUGUAGGUGAUGUUAAUAAAGGGUAUUACCAUUCUCACAGACGUCAGUAUAACAAAAAUUUACACAAAAAAAUAAUUUCAGGACGUGCUGUUUAUAGAAGAAUCUUUUCUGUUGAAGACUUGGCGAUCUUGAGCAGUGUGUAACGUACUAAAGUCAGGCCCCUAAGAGGUAGACAUGCUGAUCUGAUGCUCUUCAGCCAGCCACUGAGAGGGGCAAGUCCCCUCCGUGUUGAAUUUUCUAGUAUUGCUAAUGCUACUUCUCCCUAGGAAAGAGAGUUCUUUCUAAAUCAGCCCCAUGCGCAAUUUUAAACACGAGGCUUUUUCAUCUUUAUUAUUUUAUUAUUAUUAUUAUGUAGCCCAGGAGAGCAGGAAGGAGUCACCAUCAUUUUCCCUGGGGACUUUGCCUUCUCAGUUGUCCUAUGGAAAAAGGGAGGUGUAGGAGCUGGAUUUGCUGCACCAGUAGAAGGACUGGUUGGGUCCACCACGUUGUCUUAAGCAACCUAAAGAUCCUAGAUUCCCACAGCCCCUGUAGAAUGAGUGACAAGCCAAGGUCCUCUGUGCAGAGUGCUGCUCAGCAAUUCCCAUCUCCUCUGUUCAACAGACAUUUACUUCUAGGACAUGAUGCAUUUCAGCUGGCCCCAAUAUGCUUCCUCUGACUGUGGGAGUGGAGGCUUCGGAGAUGAUGCAGUCUGCAAACAGGAGUUUGAAGUUUCAGCUGGGCUGUUAGACUGCAGACUUAAAUAGCGUGGUAUCUGACUUGGCAGCAAUAUAGCUGUGUGGGGGAGAGGUGCAGAGCUGUUCGGGACUAUUGUGCGACUUCACCAUCAAGCGGGUUGGGAGGGAGCAGAGAUCACAUUGCAGUUGUAGUGGGGAGAGACUGCUGGGAGAAAGCUGCUGCCUCCUCAGGGGACAGUGUAAAAUUGCGUUAGGGAUGUGUCUCCACCACCUUUAAAGAUGCAAUCGCUGCCCUUUGGGACUUAGACCUGAGCCAGCUUUAAGCUUGCCAGCAGAAUCAUUGCAGCAGCAGUUGUGUUGUAAAGUGCCCAAUACCUUGCUCCAGUUAGCCCCUAUACAGAUGCUUACGCUGCCUCAACAACCCUAUUGGGUUAGCGCCCGAGGCAGGUAGAUUUGAGGGUCAACUUGUAAUUGCCACACAGACAUACCUUUUUUUUCCAGAGCGUAAGGAAUUGAGAUAGCCCGGGCAAUUUCUAGCAUCUCCCCUGCCAAAAUUUGAGGUAAUAAGAGGGAAAUAACACAUGACCACAGAAUCAAAGCUGUUGCCAGUAGGCUUCUCUGCUGAUACCGUCUAACCCAUCAGCGCAGUUUGAGAAGCUGGUAAACAUGACAAGAUCAAAAGAGAAUUCAUCCAUAACUUUCACUUUUUUUAACCAUUUCUUCUUAGUAAUGUUUUUAAAUUUUUAAUUUACAAAUGUUUUUAAAAGAAAGAAAUGAAUGGUUUAAAUUUUCCCUGUUAAAUGUUGGUGAAAGUAUUACAGCUCUCAUUGACGUCAGUGACAUGAUAUUACCAGUUUGUUCUCUGCCACAUCUUACAGAGGAGUAAACUGGUAAGUAUAUAUUAUAUAUAUUUAUAUAUAAUGUAAAUAUAUUGACUUGUUACACCUAUAAUAUGUUGAAACUGGUUUUUAAAAGGUGAUGUAUAUAGUGGUUUCCUUAAUGAAAAAUACAUAUUUUGUAUUGUUCUAAUGCAAAAGAAAAAACCUUUUAAUCUUUUUUGUUAUGUAUAUUCCAUGUAUAACUGUAAAUAUGAUCACAUAGGUUUAAAAACUUUUGCAUGUAUGUAUACAGUUGCAAGUCUGGAAGAAUGUAUAGAAAAAUACUUUUAUUUAAAGUUGUGAUUACCUGCUGCAUGAAAAGUGCAUGGGGGACCCUGUGCAUCUGUGCGUUGGCAAAAAUGUCUUAACAAGUCAGGUCAGUUCAAAACACAACAGUAUUCCACUUCUGGACAUGACUUCUGCUGUGGUAUUUUAGCUUUGUGAAAGAAUGUGCUUCAAAUCAAAAGGGUCUGGGAAAAAAACCUACUUUUAAAACAUGAAGAAUUCGUACAGCUAUAAUCAGUCGUAUAAGUUCAGGACUCCCCCUUACGUAAUUGAAAUAUCGUAUCAGGACUAUUCCAUCGUUGUAAAUCAAAGGAAUAUUGAUUUUCAUUGCCAUACAUAAGAAUUUGGGGAUUUACCACAACCAAUUUUAUUGUGAUGUGUUUUCAGUAAUUAAUCUAACUGGUCUCAUUUUUAUUAGAAGUUAAUUUCCUCAUGUGAUGUCACAAAACUGUACAUACUGCAGUGUGAAGUUUUUUUAAAUCUUUCAGUGUUUACUUCCUGCAGAAGAUUUGAAUAAAUGAGAAAAAUGCAUUGUCUUGAUGGUUUUUAAAUCUACUUUAUUUCCUGUGUACUUUGUAUUAUUGGGGUGUAACUAAGGAUGUUAACUGAAAAAAUGAGAGUUACGGAGCUGGAACUGAGGCAAGAUAAAUCAGAUUAGCAAGUUUUACUUUACAAAGCACCUUAUUAUGUAUUAGUCAGAUAGCCUCUUUAUUUACUUGAAAUCAUUCGUCAAACUGGAAAUCUUUAGAUGGGAAUACUCCCAUGAG
Molecule: messenger RNA, 9434 nt
Organism: Rhea pennata
Lineage: Eukaryota; Metazoa; Chordata; Aves; Rheiformes; Rheidae
Gene: NRIP1
Product: nuclear receptor interacting protein 1
Exons: 4
Coding region: 599-4087 (1162 amino acids)
Biological process (GO): negative regulation of transcription by RNA polymerase II; cellular response to estradiol stimulus; circadian regulation of gene expression
Cellular component (GO): nucleus
Molecular function (GO): signaling receptor binding; nuclear retinoid X receptor binding; nuclear glucocorticoid receptor binding
Source: RefSeq, a predicted model, not a curated record